AUGACCUCAACCUGGCAAGAACGAGCCCAAAAGAAGCGGGAGUCCAUCUUGGCGGCUAUUCCACCGGAAUGGAGACUCGCAUCCCCGUUGCCCUCGCCUGCCGAACAAAAAGAUGUUACCGGUCCUUAUGUGCAACAGUUCCUGUCCCCUCGAGAAAUCGAGAUCACCGAGAGUGACGCCGUUUACAUCACCGAGCAGACAACGACGGGGAAAUGGACUGCCGUCGAGGUCGUGACGGCUUUCUGCCAUCGAGCAGCGCUGGCACAUCAACUGACGAAUUGCCUGCACGAGGUGUUCUUCGACCUCGCCAUCGCACGCGCCAAAGAACUCGACGCGGUGUUUGCGGCCGGCAAUGGUCCCACGGGUCCGCUGCACGGUCUCCCUGUCAGCUUCAAGGAUCAGUUUCACGUCAAGGGCGUGGAGACGACCAUGGGCUACGUCGGGUGGAUCGACACGUUCGAGGGCGUCAAGGGCACGGGCAAAGAGCGCAACGUCGAAAGCGAACUAGUCCGCGAGGUCAAGGCUCUGGGAGCGGUGCCGUAUUGCAAGACCAGUCUGCCGCACACCGUCAUGAGUGGCCUCACGUGGAACAACAUCGUGGGCUUCACGUUGAAUCCCAACAAUCGCCUCAUGAGCUGCGGUGGGAGCUCCGGCGGCGAAGGUGCCCUGAUCAGCAUGCGAGGAAGUCCCAUCGGCUUCGGCACGGAUAUUGGAGGGAGUAUCAGGAUCCCCUCUGCUUUCAACGGCCUGUACGGCAUCAGGCCUUCCUUUGGUCGCCUGCCGUACGCGGGCGCCGCCAACAGCAUGCCCGGCCAAAACACCAUCCCGUCCGUAUGCGGGCCGCUGGCACCAACGUCUGGGGCACUGAAGCUGAUGCUCCGGUCGAUACUGAGCCAGCAGCCAUGGCUCCACGAUCCAGCCGUGGUGGAGAUGCCCUGGAGGGACGAGCUGUGCUCGCCACUGCCCGCAGACGGCAGCAAGCUCACCUUUGGGCUGCUGCCGACCGACGGCAUUGUGAAUCCCCAGCCCGCCGUCCGCCGAGCCUUCGAGACCGUCAAGGAGCUGAUUCUCGAAAUGGGCCAUCAUGUCGUAGAGUGGAAGCCGCCGUCGCACACGAGGGCCAUCGAACUUGCCUUCGAAGCCUUCACCGCCGACUCCGGUCUCGACAUCUGGCACCACAUCGGCCUCUCGGGCGAGACUCUCCAGGACCGGGUCCAGGAAAUAUACGGCAAACAGCCCGGGACGCCCAAGACGAUCGACCAGGUCUGGGACCUCAACCUCAAGCUCCGCCAGUAUCAGCAGGAGUACAUGGACUACUGGAACAGCACGGCCGAAUUGACCGGGACGGGGAGACCGGUGGACGCGGUCCUAACCCCCGUCGCGCCUUUUGCGGCGCUGCAGUUUGAGAAGGCGAUGCAUGUGGGCUAUACCCCCUGGGUCAACACCCUCGACUAUACGUCCGUGGUCUUCCCUGUCACCAAGGUCGACAAGACGAUCGACACCUUCGACAAGGACUACCAGCCGAUGAAUGACCUAGACAAGAAGAUCUGGCAAGAAUACGACCCUGAUGUCCAACAAGGCACGCCGGUGGGUCUACAACUGGUCGGACGCAGACUGCAAGAAGAGAAGAUCCUGGGGAUCGUCGAGCUGCUGUCCACAGCCCUCGCCGUGAAGCAGAAGAGCUCAUGA
Messenger RNA from Fonsecaea erecta, 1689 nucleotides. Its product is annotated as amidase. The transcript is spliced from 6 exons. The record is from RefSeq and is a predicted model, not a curated record. NCBI's taxonomy places the organism in Eukaryota, Fungi, Ascomycota, Eurotiomycetes, Chaetothyriales, Herpotrichiellaceae. Bases 1 to 1689 code for a protein of 562 amino acids.